UCGAGCCUCGUCGCUCCUCACAUCUCCACCACCAUCGUUAAACGAGCGUUUAUUUUAUCGUUAUCGUUAAUUGUAUCUUAGAUCAUUCUAUUGUUCUGUGAAACAUGGUGGGCAAGAUUAUUCCGGCUUUUCUGUUCUGACUUUCUUGAAUUUCCUCUGCCGACCCCAGGAGCUGUCGAGAUCGAUCAGCCUGUCCAGUCCCUCCACUUUACAACAGUUGCAGAGGUUGGCAGCCAUGCAGUGAAGUGCCGACAUGGCCAACACUGCUCACCUGGUGCGGCGACAGAGCUCCAGAGAUCUUAACCCUCAGCGUUCUCUGGACCGGGUGGAGAUGAAGGAACUACGGGGCCGUCUAGUGCUGGAAAACGGUAGCAACAUGACCAAUAACUAUGGCGCAACAAACGCUGGCUUUGAUGAUUCCAGCCCUGGAGCCAAGCAAGCCAUGUUGAAAACAACAUCGGGCAUGGAGAGCAAGCUGGGGUCAAGCGAGGGGAAGCCGAUCUUCAAACCAGAACAGGGGGAAGAGGAACGUGAGUCGUGGGACAGCAAGUUGACUUUUCUGCUUGCCACAGUUGGCUACGCAGUGGGACUCGGCAACGUAUGGCGCUUUCCUUAUCUUGCCCAGAAGAAUGGAGGAGGGGCAUUCUUGAUCCCGUACUUUGUGAUGUUAUUCAUCGAGGGCAUUCCGAUCUUCUACCUGGAGUUGGCCAUCGGGCAGCGGCUACGUAAGGGGGCAAUCGGCGUGUGGAACCAAGUCUCACCAUACAUGGCUGGCAUCGGUAUCAGCAGUGCCGUCGUCUCUUUCAAUGUGGCUCUCUACUACAACACCAUCAUCGCUUGGUGCCUCUUCUACUUUGUCCAGAGUUUUCAGUCUGAGCUGCCUUGGUCUGAAUGUCCAAAUAAAUAUUUUGAGAAUGGAACUUAUCUUCCGGAACCGGAGUGUGUUGCGAGCACUCCGACACAGUACUUCUGGUAUCGCACGACGCUAAUGGUAUCAGAGGAUAUAGACCAUCCUCAAGUGUUCAACUGGAAGAUAGCCUUCGCACUUGUCAUCGCUUGGAUAUUGGUCUACAUGUGCAUGAUCAAGGGUAUCGCCUCCUCUGGCAAGGUUGUGUAUGUGACGGCAACAUUCCCUUAUAUAGUACUGAUAAUAUUUUUCUUCCGAGGAGUGACGUUACAUGGCAUGUUUGAUGGUCUUCGACAUUUGUUCACUCCAAAGUGGUACACCCUGACAGAUCCGGUGGUUUGGCUGGAAGCGGGGACACAAAUCUUCUUCUCGCUGGGACUUGCAUUUGGUGGACUGAUUGCGUUCUCAUCAUACAACCCUGUCAACAACAACUGUUACCGGGAUGCGAUCAUGGUUUCCAUGACUAACUGCUUCACCUCCAUGUUCGCUGGGAUCGUUGUAUUCUCCGUUAUCGGAUUCAAGGCAACAUUGAACUAUGAAAAGUGCCUGGAAGAGCGAAAUGCCACAAUAUAUGCUAUGUUCGGACAUGUUGAUGCGAGCCGGUUACCGCCCGAGGGUUCUGCAGUGACAGUGAUGAGUGACAGUCAGCUGGUUACUACCACUAUGCCACCCUUGCCGGUCUGCGACCUUGAGAAGGAGCUGGACAGUUCGGCAGCUGGAACUGGUCUCGCAUUCAUCAUAUUCACAGAAGCAAUCAACCAGUUUCCCGGAGCACAGUUCUGGUCUGUUCUGUUCUUCUUGAUGUUAUUCACGCUUGGGAUAGACUCACAGUUCGGCACACUCGAGGGUGUAGUCACUUCCAUUGUGGACAUGAAGCUGUUUCCUAAUCUCAGGAAAGAGAUACUUACAGGAUCGAUAUGCCUGAUUUGCUGUAUAAUUUCUAUGAGUUUCGCCCAUGGUGCCGGCAACUAUGUCUUCAUUCUGUUCGACAACUUCAGUGGCAACUUUCCCUUGUUAAUAAUUGCCUUCUUUGAGUGUAUAGCGGUGUCUUAUGUCUAUGGACUUAAAAGGUUUGCAGACGACAUUGAGCUGAUGACGGGCACUCGGCCUGGUCUCUACUGGCUGAUAUGCUGGAAGUAUCUCUCGCCUCUUGCCAUGCUGCUGAUCCUAGUGGCCAGCAUCACAGAGAUACUUGUCGAUGGCAGUGGAUAUCCGGCAUGGGUAGCCAGCAAAGGGAUAACGGAGACUAAAGAGUGGCCUCUCUGGGCGAUGUUGUUGAUCGGCUCCCUUGUGUUGGCGGCAGUGUUGUGGAUACCAGCCAUCGCUAUUUGUAGGGCAUUUGGAAUAGUAAUAAUAGAUGACAACGAGAAGGCUUGGUUUCCUGCUCAAGACCUCAAGGAGUUCCAUGGGAUUGUAGAUCACAGAGUGACGGCUGCAGAGACUCUGCUCUUCUGUAUCAGAGAGGAUGGGACCGAAGGGCUCUGCUGUCCCACAGGUCAGUGUGUCCUGCUGUCAUACACAGCACCAUAUAUUAAAAUCAACCAAUAAUCAGUAUUUAAAUUAGAUAGCCACAAGAAGUGCAUUGUGGGAUAAUGUUAAUGACAAUAUUUUAGAAUAGUAUAUUUCCUC
Homalodisca vitripennis (glassy-winged sharpshooter) is the source of this 2536-nucleotide messenger RNA. RefSeq names its product sodium- and chloride-dependent transporter XTRP3. Lineage: Eukaryota; Metazoa; Arthropoda; Insecta; Hemiptera; Cicadellidae. The record is from RefSeq and is a predicted model, not a curated record. Gene Ontology annotation, cellular component: plasma membrane. Gene Ontology annotation, biological process: sodium ion transmembrane transport. The transcript is spliced from 14 exons. The coding region runs from base 254 to 2455 and encodes 733 amino acids.